ACAGCCUCUGCUCUACCCAGAGCAAACACAGCAGAGUGCAUAAAAUCAACAGCAGACAUUACAUCAAGCCAAGUGGGUGGAUUCUUGUUCUCAUUUUUUCACAGAACCUGCUUGCUUCUUUUGAAACGGUCCAAAGGAAACUAGAGAGAAUGUCUAGCACUCCAGUUGCUGUAGUGACCGGAUCCAACAAAGGCAUUGGGCUGGCUAUUGUGCGAGCUCUAUGCAAGCAGUUCUCUGGGGAUGUGUACCUGACAUCUCGGGAUGUCGGACGAGGAAAGGCAGCAGUGGCAGAGCUACAGAAGGAAGGAUUGAAGCCACUCUUCCAUCAGCUGGAUAUCAAUGAUCUCCAGAGUAUUCAAGCCCUCCGUGAUUUCCUGAAGGCAAAGUAUGGUGGACUGAAUGUGCUAGUCAACAAUGCAGGGAUUGCUUUCAAAGCGGCUGACACUACGCCUUUUCACAUUCAAGCUGAAGUGACAAUGAAAACAAACUUCUUUGCUACCAGAAAUAUUUGCAACGAGUUAUUACCACUCAUAAAACCAAAAGGAAGGGUUGUUAAUGUAUCCAGUGUCAUGAGUACUCGAUCACUUUCUAAAUGUAGCCAAGCCUUGCAGCAGAAGUUUCGGAGUGAGACAAUCACUGAAGAGGAGCUGGUAAAACUCAUGGAAAAAUUUGUAGAAGAUACCAAGAAGGGAGUGCAUGAGAAGGAGGGCUGGCCUAACAGUGCUUAUGGUGUGACCAAAAUCGGAGUGACAGUUUUGUCCAGAAUUCAAGCAAGGUUGCUGAAUGAGACAAGGAAAGCCGAUGGUAUCCUCCUGAAUGCCUGUUGCCCUGGAUGGGUAAGGACUGACAUGGCAGGUCCCCAAGCCACCAAAUCACCUGAUGAGGGAGCUGAGACUCCAGUUUAUUUGGCCCUUUUACCUCCUGGUGCUGAUGGGCCUCAUGGCCAGUUUGUUAGUGAUAAAACAGUGCAGCCUUGGUGAACUUGCACCUUAGAUAACUGGCUUUAUCUGUCAUUCUAAAGGUGGCUCUGAAUGAGUAGCAUUGCUGAUAGUAGGAGAUCUAAUGAAUGCUUUGGGGUUUGCUUUUAACUAUUUGAGUUGCUUAGUAACCAGUUACAAUCAAUCACAAUGUCAUUUUAUGCAUCAUGCUACUGUAUAACAUAGCCGAAGAGCUGUAUUCAUCUUUCUCAUACAUACUACCUCUAAUUAAAAUAAUCAUGCUGUUUCUUAUUAUGUAUCUAGUCCUGAUUCUUCCCUAUUAAAUGAGAGAUUCUGAAGUUUAA
This is a messenger RNA of Sceloporus undulatus (fence lizard), 1282 nucleotides long. Its product is annotated as carbonyl reductase [NADPH] 1-like. The transcript has 4 exons. Lineage: Eukaryota; Metazoa; Chordata; Lepidosauria; Squamata; Phrynosomatidae. The record is from RefSeq and is a predicted model, not a curated record. Gene Ontology annotation, molecular function: carbonyl reductase (NADPH) activity. The coding region runs from base 150 to 980 and encodes 276 amino acids.